Coccinella septempunctata (seven-spotted ladybird) is the source of this 1546-nucleotide messenger RNA. Its product is annotated as protein C1orf43 homolog. Bases 115 to 891 code for a protein of 258 amino acids. The record is from RefSeq and is a predicted model, not a curated record. The transcript is spliced from 4 exons. NCBI's taxonomy places the organism in Eukaryota, Metazoa, Arthropoda, Insecta, Coleoptera, Coccinellidae.
UUACAGAUCUGUAAUCGGCAAAGACAACAAAAACAAACGAGUCUUGGAGAACAAACUCGAACAAAGUCUAGUUUGAUUUUUAAAUAUUUUUGCCUCGAUAGUAAGAUAUUUUAGAUGCAGGCUAGAGCUGAAAAAUUAGGAUCUAUAAGAAUGACGGAGGAGUUAUCCGGAGUGACCUAUGUUAUAAUUAUUGGACUAGGGGUUCUUACUUUAAUUCUCCUUUUCCUGUUUGGUAAACGCCAAAUCAUGAGAUUUGCUCUUAGAUCAAGAAGAUCUCCUCACGUUCCCAUAGGAUACGGAGGGCCUAAAGCACUAAAACUAGAAAUCGAGCGAAGAAUUGCAGCCAUACCGAAAAUUAUAUGUGAACCGAAACUAAUAACUAAAGAAGAUCCAAGGUACAUAGUCACUCCUGGGCAGCAAAUACCAAUACAUUAUUAUAGAUUGAAAGCUGUAGAUGAUGUGAAAACACUAGAGGAAGCUAUAAAUGCAAAGAGGCAUCCAAGUGAGAAUUUGAGAGCCUAUUUACUGACUACACUUGCAGCCCCUUUGAAUGGCAGUGGUCAAAGAUUGAUACACCAAUUCUGUGACUUAUAUGAGCAUGCUAGACAUGAUCCCAACCAUUUUGGGGAUGAGGAAUAUCAACAGUAUAACAGAUUAUUGAUGAAACUCAUUGAUGCUGCAAAAUUAAUCAAGUUUAACAAUACCAGAACUCCUAAUCGGCCACCAAAGAAACAAAAACAUGAAAAAAAUCGUAAUCUAUUAGAUCCAACAAGGUUACAUCCAUUACCUCCGAAUUUCACCAAUCAAGAGGAUGAAAUAAUAAGCGUAGAUUCAAGACCUACAUCUCUAGCAAUACCAGUUUUAUCAUCAGAUAAUGAAACUUCAGUUUAAAUUCAUAUAUCUCAACGAACCUGAUAGAUGUCAAAUGAUUCUGCAUUUAUGUGAAACAGUAGGACUUAUCGUGAAGUUCUUCAACUUCAACUUUAUGUUUGACAUGUGGACCUACUGAAUCAAGUUGGUGGUUCCUCAAUAAUGUAAAUGAUUGAGCAUACCAAAAAAUAAAGAAGUUUUCGCGACUAACUGGAUAGGCCUUUGAAGGAAUAAAUUUGAAAAUUUAUAUUCAAAGAUAUACAACAAAUGAGCUCUUUUGUAUAAUAAAAGAUUAUAUUCACCAAUUACAAUAUUGCUAUCAAUGAAUUGACUAAACAAUUUAAGAAAACGUGGAUGUUUCUCAUCAAAAAAAGUUGAGAAUAUAAAAACUUAAUGUAACAAUAUUCAUUGGGGGCCUCAUAAAAAGGUCAAUGAAACGUUUUUACUUCGUAUGUUGCAGAAGGAGAAGGAAUUGAAAACUGUCUCCACUUUCUAAUUGACAAGGCCUUAUAAGAGAAACAUAGUCAAUUCUUUACUUUGAAAUUGAGUUGAUGAAUUGUUCAUUUUCAAAUAAAUCCCUAUAUAGUGCCUAUGAAUUUUAUAUAUAAUAAUGUCAGACAUUACCCUUGAACACCUAAUUUCUGAUUAUGAUCUCAAUAAAAUACAGUUGAAAUAA